This is a messenger RNA of Orbicella faveolata, 854 nucleotides long. RefSeq lists its product as uncharacterized. The record is from RefSeq and is a predicted model, not a curated record. Lineage: Eukaryota; Metazoa; Cnidaria; Anthozoa; Scleractinia; Merulinidae.
UAUUUUCUAAUGGAGCUUGUAAGCGACUACAUACUGGAUGUAGAAGUUCGGGAUAAAUGCCAUGUUGGGCUGGCAUCCACAAAUAUGGAGAGACAAGCUCUACUAAAUGCUCUUCAAAGACUACGCUCCUCCAUAAACGUAGUGGAAGUUGUCACUGAUGCCUCAACAUCAAUAAAGAAGAUGAUUGCUGACAAUUUCACAGCAGUGUUCCACAGCCUUGAUGUUUGGCAUAAAGCCAAAAGUAUUCGCAAGUGCUUGGCAAAGGUUGGAAACCUGAAAAAUAGGGGGAAAAUACAGACCUGGUCUGAUCAUAUCAUAAACCACUUUUGGUACUCUGCCAGCAUUUGCAAGUCAACAGCUACAACAAGUGAUGACGAAGCUCUGAAAGUAAUGAAGGAUACCUGGAUUGGGAUACUACAUCAUGUAUGUAAUGAACACGAGUGGGUGGGUGGCAAAUGUGGCCAUGGAGAUUUGGUUCUGGAAGAACAUAGUCUUGCAUGGUUCGACCGAAGAGAUAAAGACUUUGAAGCUUUGCAGAAAAUAGUGCUAGAGCCUCAACUCCUUGCUAGCUUCAAGUUUUACGUGCGAUUCAGACACACAGGCAGUCUUGAAUGUGCAAAUAGCCUUUCAUUGGUUUACACUCCAAAACGGUGUUCGUACAGCUACAAAGUGUACAAAGCUAGGAAGCAAUUGGCUGCAAUAGAUUGGAACUUUCAUGUGAACUUGGAAGGAGCCACCACCAAGACUGGCGAUGUUAUAGUCACAAGGAAAUUACAACCAGCCGACAAAGGAGUGGAACUCCAAGGUUGUCAAAGUAAAGAAAAAUUAUGACUACAUUCCAUUGCUAAUGGGGA